AUGAUAAUAAAAGAAGAAAUUAAACAAGAAUUAAUAAAAGCAGAUGUGAGAUUAGACAAAAUAUCAAAGAAUUUGAAGAAAUUUGAAGAAGGAGAAAAUGAUAGAAAGUGGUUGAACAAGGGUCAUUGGAAGCAGAGAAGAAGAGAAUAUGCUUAUGGUAUUCUUACUGAUACAAAUUUUUCUAUUGCUAACCUUACACCAUUAAAAAAUAAAGACAGUUCUGUAAGGGAAUAUGAUCAUAAUAUUCAUAAACCAUUUAUUUAUAUAGUAAUACAGGAUUGCUUAAGUGACAUAGAUCAGAUUCCACAUGAUAAAGAUAUCUCAACAUAUGAUAUUAUUCAGUUUGAUAGACCUUUUUGGGUAUCUAAUUGGAUAGCUAGCAAACACUUAGAUAAUCAAUUUAAAUUUCGUGAUGUAAUAAAUCUUGCAAAAGCUAAACUUCUUGGAAGUACCUCUAGUUGGAAUAUAGCAUUAAGCAUUGCACUAGAACUUGUUAGGGCACACAUGGUUACUCUGAUUACAAUUGAUAAAAAUUAUGAAAAUUAUAUUAUCACAUACCCUUUUGAACCUAUACUUUCAGAGGCUUCAUUAGAACUAAUUAUUCUUAAUACUAGCACUCAAGGUGAGCUUGCUGUAAGGUUAUUAUUAUUGAAUGCCUGA
Messenger RNA from Funneliformis mosseae, 660 nucleotides. The record is from the annotation of a GenBank genome assembly. Lineage: Eukaryota; Fungi; Glomeromycota; Glomeromycetes; Glomerales; Glomeraceae.